GAAUAUGAAAAUACAAACCUGGUGUCAAAGUGCUACGGACCAUAUCGGGAUGAGUGUGAUAGACAUACAUUACCUGAAAAGUGGAGAAAAGUGGAGACAGGAGUAUUGUUCUGGCACUGGCAUCAUUUUCAAGUGGGGAUGAGACUGUAGACAACGGUUCAAGCACAACAGACAAUGAUGAGACAGAGCUAUGCAUGAAAGAAAGCAUUGAUCUUAGUGCAAUGCACUGAUGUUGCAAACCACAUGUCCCCCAGCGAGGGGCGGGUGUGUAUUGCUUUCUGUGUUUCACAAACAGACUUUUCUCUUUGCUUGAGUGGAGCCAGUAUCCCCAAAGCUAAAGCUCACAGAAGACUUGACAAGUCCGUCAAAUUCUCUUACACAGAGAAUGCUGUAAAUCAAGGGGAUGAAGUGAAGAUUGAUCUUGUGAAGUCAGAAUAUGGUGGGAUGGUUUGAUAUGCUCCACCAAGUUCCUUGUGGCCACUACUAUUGCUUUUGAGCUGGAGAGGACACUGCUGGGAGGGAGUGGGUCAGCAAGCAAGCGAAGACUCUCAAACGGUGCAUUUGUUGGACAGGCUCUUCUAACUUGUCAUCCUGCCUCUUCCUCCCAUUAGGAUAAUGCACACAUCCCCAAUGCAGAUCUCUGCAGCCACCAUGAGCAACAUGACGGUGCUUGACAUUGCUGACCCCUAUGACCUUGACAUGACCUCUGACAAGGCCAUCUACCCCAUCAGCUUCCAGGUUUCUCUGACAGGUUUCCUGCUUUUGGAGAUAGUUUUGGGCUUGAGCUCCAACCUCACUGUGCUUGUCCUGUACUGUAUGAAACAGAACCUCAUCAGCUCCGUCUCCAACAUCAUCACUAUGAACCUGCAUGUGGUGGAUGUGUUGGUGUGUGUAUGCUGCAUCCCGCUGACAGCAGUGGUGGUGUUACUUCCUCUGGAGGCAGACACAGCCAUGAUCUGCUGUUUCCAUGAAGCCUGUGUCUCCUUUGCAAGUGUAGCUACUGCUGCUAAUGUCUUGGCCAUCACUGUAGACCGCUAUGACAUCUCAGUGCGACCGGCAAAUCGUGUGCUUACGAUGGGCCGAGCUGUGGCUCUAAUCGGAUCCAUCUGGGCUCUGUCUUUUUUCAGUUUCCUGGUUCCCUUUAUGGAAGUAGGCUUUUUCAUCAACUACAGUUCAGACCUUGUGAACCAGACUGCAGUGGUCACAGUGACUCAUACAAAUGAAUACUACACAGAGCUGGGUUUGUAUUAUCACCUGCUGGCACAGAUCCCUAUAUUCUUUUUUACAGCUGUGGUCAUGCUAGUGACUUACUACAAGAUCCUUCAGGCACUUAACAUCCGCAUUGGAACACGCUUUCAGCACAACCUACCUAAAAAGAAGCAAAAGAGCAAAAACGCUAUCUCUUUGAGCACUGCAACACAAGCAGAGUCGACUGACGCUUCACAGAGCAGCACAGGAGUCAGGGCAGGUGGGAGUGCACCUUUGGGCAUGCGGACAUCAGUGUCAGUCAUUAUUGCUUUAAGACGAGCAGUAAAGCGUCAUCGAGAGAGACGGGAGAGGCAGAAACGAGUCUUCAGGAUGUCCCUUCUCAUCAUCUCCACAUUCUUACUUUGCUGGACUCCAAUAACUGUGCUGAACACCAUCAUCCUCAGCACUGGACUCAGUGAUUUAACUGUUCGCCUUCGCUUGGGCUUCUUGGUGAUGGCCUAUGGAACCACUAUCUUUCACCCACUUCUUUACGCCUUUACUCGACAGAAGUUCCAAAAGGUUUUAAAAAGCAAGAUGAAGAAGAGGGUGGUGUCUGUAGUAGAAGCUGAACCUACACCAAACAAUGUAGUCAUCCAUAACUCAUGGAUUGACCCCAAGAGACACAAGAAGGUUACCUUUGAGGACACGGAAGCCAGACAAAAAUGUCUGUGCUCACAUGACGCAGAGUAAUGGGAUCAACUCAAAUGUAAAUACUUCAAAAAUGUAGAGUAAAUGGCACCAGGUUACAUUCCACUCAUAAAAAUCCAGCAACACACUAUAGAAGAAACAUUUUUUAAACCAGUAUUUUCUAUAUGCAGUGUAUAUACAGUAUAUAGAUUAAAUGCAGUAUAUUGCUAACUGUCAUAUAUUAUAUAUAUCAUUAACAGGGUUGCAACGAAAUACCGGUUUCAAGAUAUACCAUGAUCUAAAAGUUGACGGUUGUCAUACAUGUACAUUUGCUUAUACGAGAAAAACGGGAAUCUGGGAAGAGAAUCUCCCCUUUAUUUUAGUUAUUUUCUAUGGGGAGACUUUUUAAACAUACUUUCGUUAACAAAAUGGUUUCAAGUUUCAAUUACAGAAAUAAAACAAUUACACAAUAAAACAAACACCGAACCAACAAUAAGUUAACCCUUUUGUUUUCAUUCCUUUCUGGGUCAUUCUGACUGAUAAUGAUAUAAAUUCUGUAAUACUGUGAUACCAUGAAACCGUGCUAUUUUCUCAGAUGGUUAUCGUACCAUGAAUAUCUCAUACCGUUGCAACCCUAAUCAUUAACAAUGGAGUACAACAAUCCUGGGCAGCUUAGUAAAUUAAUACUAAAAUAAUGACCUCGAAAAACGAUCAGAGAAAUAUAGAGAAAAAGACGAGCAGUUUCCUUAAAAUAAACCUCACAUGUAAAAAGGAAAACUACCUGCAAAUGAAUGUGUACCAAAAAAAAGGAUUGUAUUAUCAGUUGAUUUUCUUCCUUAGUACGAAAAAUCUUAGUCUCAAAAUAGGUGUCAUAGGCAAACAAAGAGGGUAAUUUCUUGCUAUUUCUUAUUAAGUGUUGUGGAGUGCUAUCAAGGACAAUUUGUUCAUAACCUUUUAUCGAAGCAGCAGUGUGUGGUUUUCUCUUGUUGGCAUACAGUAAGACAAAAAGGGGAAUGUACAGUUAUAGAAUAUCUUGAUAUUGUUUGUCACCAUUUUUAAUUAAAAAAAGGGAAAAAUGUUGUUUCUCCCUCACUUUUCUUAGAGAUGUCCCCUCUUUCUGAUUUAUCAUUUAAUAAGUGUUCAAAUCUAUUGUUCAACCUACGGUCACUCUGUGUUUAGACAAUCUGUUGGUUUUUUUGCAAGAAAAUAAUAUCUAUUAUUGAAGUAUCAAAAGGAAAGAUGAGCAUUCCGUUUCUCCUACCAAUACAAUUCACAC
Molecule: messenger RNA, 3151 nt
Organism: Epinephelus lanceolatus (giant grouper)
Lineage: Eukaryota; Metazoa; Chordata; Actinopteri; Perciformes; Serranidae
Product: G-protein coupled receptor 22-like
Biological process (GO): cellular response to hormone stimulus; G protein-coupled receptor signaling pathway
Cellular component (GO): plasma membrane
Molecular function (GO): G protein-coupled receptor activity; peptide binding
Source: RefSeq, a predicted model, not a curated record